Rotaria sp. Silwood1 is the source of this 573-nucleotide messenger RNA. The record is from the annotation of a GenBank genome assembly. Lineage: Eukaryota; Metazoa; Rotifera; Eurotatoria; Philodinida; Philodinidae.
AUGUUGUUUACUUUUGACAAAGAUGUACUUGAUGAAGAUGAGCAAACAUUAUCGUCUUAUGGUAUAGAAGAAGAAUCUCGGCUCGAAGUAGAAUAUUCCAAUAUGAAAAUACGUGACAUCGGCUCUUUAGGAUUGAGAUUUAUGGAUGUGAGCAAUAGUCAAGGCUUAAAACGACGCGAAUGGUCUAGCACAGCUCCACGCUGGCGAAGAACUAGAUGUGGUUUAUGUCUUGAAGGCAAAUGCACCAAUUCUCGAUGCGAAGCUUACAAUCAGAUUGUUAUUAUCCCUAUUGGUUAUAAGAAAUUUGAUGUUCUACUCGAUAGUGAUGAUACAACAACCGUUUGUCCGAUAUGUAAAAAUUAUGUUCAACCAUCAAGUUGUGCAUUUAAUAAUUGUUGGUGGAGAUUCGAAGGACGAAAACUAGAAGCCAAUAGCAAUGGUAGACCACCCAAGAAAUGCUCUAGCGAAUGGACUCAAGUAGAUGAUGCAUAUCAUUAUUUUGAAGAACUAAAAAGUGGAACAGUAACAUGGAUGCAACUUAUACUUGAAGCUGUCAAAAAUAAACCUGUAUAA